AUGUUGUGAAAUCACAGCAAAAACUGCCAAAAAAUUUAUAAUUCUGUACCUGAAGUCAUAAUUUACGUCAAAAUCUUCACUCGUUUUCAACUUCUUGGCAGACGCACUCACGCCUUCCGCGUCACCUUCAAUCUCGAAUCUGUUCUUCGGUCGUCUUUUCGACACGUUGCUUCGACGCCGCGUUGAAUGCAAUUCUUUUGUGCCUUUUUGUCGCAAAUACAUUUUUUUUUUAUCACUCAUUUUGCUAACACUCCGAAAUUACACAAAAACUGCUCAACUCGAAGCGCACACGUACAACAAUAAACGACGGUUAUUGAUUACAAGAGGGAAAAUCAUGUGUUUCGUACACGAAAUAAUGCAAUACUGACGCGUAAACACGUGUUUCUAUAUGAAAAUGCUUCUAAAACUACCUCUAGAGACAUCUAGUAGUGUCUCACAUAACUUAGAAAUCAAUAAGCAAGGUAUUAUGCACUACUCUCUCGACAGGUUUCCACCCGGAGCAGGUAGCCGUUUCGGAGUCGCCCGACUCGUUCAGUACAUAGCUCGGAAUUUCGAUGAAAAAAAUUAGUUUCACGUAUAAAAGUUUUUUCCUCGUAUUCUACAGGGUUCAAAGGAUUUUUUAAGCCCAAAAAAAAAAUCGAUUUUUUGAAAAUUUUACAGUGGUGUUACUUAGAGUUACCUGAAACGUACCUUUAUCAUGAUACCAGCACUGACGUAACAGUACCUCGUCAGUGGUAUAGUAGACGGACAGCUUCUUGCAAACCUAUCGACGACUCGUCGUGCUUGGUAGUCUCAGCUUCUCUCCCGCGCAGAAACAUGUAUCUUGUGCAUUCUUCUAACGAGAAAAAGCCGAAUACAGUGAUAUAGUACUGACUUUAUCUAAUGAGAUAAUUAAAAUUCAAGACGUGCAAUCACCAAUAAUAAUAGUAAUGGUGCCAAAAUCAAAUCGACAUUUCGAGAUUUUGCUGAGAAACAAAAUAAGAUAAUUUUAUUUUAUUAUAUUUUGCACUUGACACAUUUUAUUGAAACUAAUAGAACAGCAAAGCAUAAAUUUAAUGUGACAUGUUUUAAUUAUUGCGAAUUUAAAACUUACAUGAAAAAUUAUAUGAACACUAAAUUUGAUUAUCUCGUUAUUCUAAACUAUAUUUUUAUGUGACAUAAUGAGUGGAAAAAAGUUUGCAUUGGUGUGUUUCGUGCUUCUUUUCGUUAUUUCGUUAUCGAAAUCGCAGCAAAGUUUUACCAACAGAAAUGAUAAUUUGACGAUGCGAUACGAGAUAAUAACAUUCCGACAUAAUUUGCAUAAAAAUUUGAUGAACAAUACACAAAAUGACAAAAUGCAGCAUGAAUUUCAUAUGAAUAAUAAACGCGAGGAUAAUGAUUUGAUUCAACAUAAACGUUACAAGCAUUCAAUGCAGAAUAAAGAUGAUGAGCAAAAAUCGAUAAAAUCUAACACGAAUUUGACAAAUGUCAAUCAUAAAAGGAAUUUCACGCCGCAGGAAGUUUAUGAAAAUGUAAUUGAAAAGAAUGAUUCCAUGUCACUUGAAGUUCUCAAAAAUUUUAGCAAAGAUGCUAACAGAACUAACAUCGUCCCUAACGAAAUGUGUUAUAAUGAUACUUGCAUUCGGCUCUGCUGUUCUCUUGGCGAUCGUCUGUUUGAUGAGUGCAUUCCUGAAGAAAUUGAAUACAUUUUUCCAAAAGUAUACACGAACGAUUCGACGCAGAGCGAAAAGAGAAUAAACGAAUUGUUUAAUCUGGCCAUUUAUGAUUCGUGCCAGGAUAAUCACGUUCUGCUUUUCGAAGGUUUUCAGUACGAUUAUAAGAUUUUUACCAACGGUUCUAUAUAUUUACCUUAUUAUAAAAUAUUUGUUGAAUCGACAUCAUAUUGUCUCGCCGUCGUCGACGGGAAUGAGUUCGAAGUAACCAUCUGUUCCAAAACUUAUGACAAGAUCAAGGAGAUAAUUGAUAAUGAACCCUUGUCUUCUGAUGAUAUUAUGGAACUAAGUGCAUAUAUAUUGUCUAUAUUACCUUUGGGGUUAGUAUUUCUGGUGUAUUCCAUAUUGCCAGAACUCCGAAAUGUACAAGGCUUCAUGUUGCGCAAUUACAGCGGUGCCUUGUUUGUUGCAUACGGAUUUGACACUGUGGAUUUUUUUAUCAAUUCGAAUGAUGUACAAUAUCCCGUCUGCGUUACAAUAGCCUUUAUAAGAUAUUUUUGUUUUCUGGCGGGAUUCUUUUGGCUAAAUAUAAUAAGCUUUGAUAUGUGGUGCACAUUCAGAGGAUUCAGUUCGUUACGAAGAAACGUCACACGAGAAAACAGAAAGUUGAUAUAUUAUACGAUCUUUGCGUGGGGAUGUCCCUUUAUGCUUGCUUUUUUAUGUGUCAGCAUGGAUAUUCUUUCCGCGUAUGUAAAUGUACCACCGAUUUUGCGACCGGAAUUUCAUUUAGGAGAUUGCUGGUUCAAUGAGAAUGGUCCGUAUUACUUGUAUUAUUAUGGACUCGAAAAUAUGUGCAUCAUCAGUAGCAUUUGUUUAUUUAUUUUUACGGCAUUAAAAAUUGAACGUUUAAAAAAGGAUACAGGUCAUCGUCUGAACGAUUCGGAAAGCAAGUGCUAUAACAAUAAUAAAAAAUGGUUUAAUCUAUAUCUGCAGCUAUUUAUCGUGCGGUUUAUGGUAAUAGGCAUAGAAUGGCUCAUUAUCGCAGUGGGUGAAUUAACUAAAAAUCAAUCAAUUUACUACUGGUAUGUUAUUCAUUUGCUGGACUUUAUGCAGAGUCUAUGCGUCUUUAUCAUAUUUGUGUGUAAAAAAAGAAUCAAGCGUAUGUUAUUCAAACGAUUCGGCUGCGGUUUGUAGCCAAAAGUUUGACACGGAUCCAGUGCAACACUGUCGAGCAUUAUUACCACGUAAAAAGAAAUAGUCAUACAGGAGAAAAUGAUUUCUUCCGGACGAACAUAAAGUUACACUGAUAUGACCGAUCUUUAAUUUUAUUCGAAAAUUAAAGUCAUGUUUAUUUAUGUUGAUCUUUAUGUUUUAGAUUAAUAAUUAUAAUUCACAUAUUUUCGGAUUUUGUAGCAAAAGCAUAUUAUUUUGUCUCGUUUCUUUUUCAUAUUCAAAUAAGAUUAUGUUACAUUUUUUUAAAUAAAUAUUUAUAAUAUUGUUAAU
Messenger RNA from Nylanderia fulva, 3155 nucleotides. Its product is annotated as G protein-coupled receptor Mth2-like. Gene Ontology annotation, molecular function: G protein-coupled peptide receptor activity. Gene Ontology annotation, biological process: cell surface receptor signaling pathway; G protein-coupled receptor signaling pathway. Gene Ontology annotation, cellular component: plasma membrane. NCBI's taxonomy places the organism in Eukaryota, Metazoa, Arthropoda, Insecta, Hymenoptera, Formicidae. The record is from RefSeq and is a predicted model, not a curated record.